Loa loa (African eye worm) is the source of this 1296-nucleotide messenger RNA. RefSeq lists its product as hypothetical. Gene Ontology annotation, cellular component: mitochondrion. Gene Ontology annotation, molecular function: protein binding. NCBI's taxonomy places the organism in Eukaryota, Metazoa, Nematoda, Chromadorea, Rhabditida, Onchocercidae. Bases 1 to 1173 code for a protein of 390 amino acids. The record is from RefSeq and is a predicted model, not a curated record. The transcript is spliced from 10 exons.
AUGGCAGAUGUGAUCGUCGGUGGUGAUGGAAAUGAUAUGCAUAUCAUUUGGCGAAACAUGGCAUUUUGUGUUGGUCAAAGUGGUGUAACAAGUGUAAGUGCUGGCUUGGUAACACCUCCAUUGCACUGGCAAGACCUGGCUAAACAGUAUAUGGCCAAACAUUCAUUGGAUUUAUAUGCCGAUUCAUGGCAGUUCUCACUAAAUGAUGUUGCUUUAGAUCCUAUUGGUCUCUGUCAAGCAUUAAGAAAGCGUGAUAGAAAUCAUGGAGUGCAAAUAUUUGAACAAUGCUUUGUUGAAGAAGUGGUUGUUGACAAAGAACAAAAAGUUGUGGGAGUCAUACAAAUCAAGGACAAUUUGAAACUGAAUGCUAUGUUGAUGCCAUUGGGACUUGGAACAGAGUACGGUGAACUGGUUUGUAGUGCUGAGUCAUAUACUGCUAAUAAAUAUCGUGUGAUUGGUGAAACGGCUCAGAUCCAAGGAUACUAUGUUGCGACGGGUUUCAGUGGGCAAGGAUUGGCAUUUGCGGGUGGCGCUAGAAAUCUGGUUGCUGGGUUGGUUUGUGGUGAAACACUAGCAGUUGACAUUGCGCGUCUAGAAGUAACACCAUUGACUGAUUUGCACACCCAUCCACAAUAUCUAAUUGAGCGAAUUCCUGAAGUAGCAGGUAUCACACAGUAUUCGGUAGUACAAAAUGUUUAUGAACGUUUGAUGGAGCGUGGGAAAGAAUAUGGUGUUAUGCAUGAAGGGUAUUACGCUUUGAGACAGUUGCGUAUCGAAAAAUUCUUUGUUUGUUGGGGUCAAGAUAUUCCUACGAAUAUAACACCGUUCGAAUGUGGACGUACAUACCGUAUUGAUUUUAAUAAAGAUUUUAUUGGGAAAGGGGCAUUACUAGAGCAAAAAAGAAGUGGCACUCAGAAACGAUUUGUUCAGUUACUUGUGGGUAAUUAUGAUUUAUACUAUAACCCUUGGCCAAAGGGUGGUGAAUUAAUAUACAGAUAUGGCGAACCAAUCGGACGUACAACGUCGGCUGCUUUUGGAUAUACUCUUGAUUGUCAGUUUGUAAUCUUCGCGGAUGAGGAAGAAGCAAAUAAGUAUAUGAUAAUAUAUAAUAUAGAAAACAUAUUUGGGUGCGCUUUUAUGAAAACUCUGUUUUUGUUUCUAGAUCGUAUUUGAUAGUGUUCUGACCGUCCCUUGUGCGACUAUAUAUUUUUUCGACUAUGUCAAUUUGUAGAAAAAAUGGUGUGCUAAUGUUGUAAAUUGGAAGGGGACAAUUUUGUCCCAGCCAUAUAAUACGUG